Lucilia sericata (common green bottle fly) is the source of this 3507-nucleotide messenger RNA. RefSeq lists its product as uncharacterized. The transcript has 4 exons. Lineage: Eukaryota; Metazoa; Arthropoda; Insecta; Diptera; Calliphoridae. The record is from RefSeq and is a predicted model, not a curated record. Bases 96 to 3407 code for a protein of 1103 amino acids.
CAGCUGGCUUUGUUUACAAACAUAAAAUUUUCAUAAACAUUUUAAAUAUUUGUGAGAAUUUUACAAAAUUUUAAAAAUAAUUUAGGAAAAUAUUCAUGAAAAUGAAUAAGUGUGGACUUUGUCAACAGCUUAAUAAUAAUUUAAUACAAAUUUACACUAAACGUCUAAAAUCUUUGGCACAAAUUAUACUAAAACUAAAAGGUUACAAGCAUAACUGGGAUCUUAAUUUACCUCUAAUAAUUUGUGAAAAAUGUAUACAAGGUCUCGAAAAUGUAGCUACUCUCUGGGAAAGUAUACCAGAAGCUAAACAGGAACAUGCUAGGGAAAAUGUAGGAACUCUGCCAGAAAUAUCAAAGCAAAAGAUUGAAGAGGAUGCCAAGCUAGUAGCUUCUAGUCAUAGAAAACAAAAUAUACCGGCCAUAACGAUAAUAAGUCCUGAAAACGCACAGAAAACUGUAAGAACUCCGCAGAAAAUGGAAGAGCAAAUGUUUGAAGAAGAUAAUAAGCAAGUAACACCUAGUCAUACACAAGCAAAAUUACCAGCCAUAACUUCUUUAAUAAUACCUGAUGAAAGUUUGGACAAAACUUAUCACGAACCCAUCAAAUUACGCAUUAAACUACCACCUAAAAGGAAAAGAAAAAAUAAAGUUCUAACACAUAAUAUUGUAGACAUGGAAGCAUUAAAUACUAACACUGAAAUAGCUGCCAAACGUUUAAGACGUCCUCCCAAACGUUAUGAAGAUUUCAGUAUCAACUCGCCCAAUAAAAAGUCAACUUCUUCAGAAUCUUCCAAUAUUUCAAACGAACAGACUUUAGAGAGCCUACCCGAAAUGUCUACAUUACGUUUAAGUAAUGGUGAUGUUAUUGCGAAACUUGUGGAAGUAGAUAAUAGUGAUAUUUCCUCUAAAUUGAGGAUUUUAUGCCAAUUUUGUGCAAAAGUCUUUCAUUUUGAAAAGGACUUUCAAAAGCAUUUAAAAACUCAUAAUAUUAAUGUAUUAAGUGGUGUGGCGGAUGGUGAACAAAACUAUUUAUUUUAUUGUAAAGUAUGUGAUAAAUCGUUUCGUGAACAUUAUGCUGUAAGAAGACAUUAUAGAAUUGCUCACAAUGAGGAGAGGCCUUUGAAAUGUGAAUAUUGUGAGGCGAGUUUUAAGUACAAAUUCAAUCUCGAUUAUCACAUGGCUAAACACAUUCCCAAAAAGCGUUUUGAAUGUGAUUACUGCAAGAAAACCUUCGUUUUACGAUAUGAACUGCAAAUCCAUCUAAGGACUCAUACAAACGAAAGACCAUAUAAGUGCCAGUUUUGCUCCUUUGCCUUUGCACAUCAAACAAAUUUAAAGAAUCAUCAGAAAGUUAAACAUAAUAAAGUGUUAACGAACAGUUCAAUUCUUAAAAAUACCAACCAGGACAAUGAUGCGUACCGUGAAAGUAUGAAAGAAAAACAUUUGGAAUUCACUACAAAUGAAGCCAUAGAAGAACAGACUGUGUUAUUAGAACAAAAUCAUACGGAUUUAAGUUUUUCUAUGAAUUUUGAAGAGUUUUCCAAUGAUUUAAAGGAUGUUAAUGGUGAAAUGUAUUCUACUGACAGACAAGAGUUGAUGGAGGAUAAAGCUGGUAUAGAAACUGAUUUUCAGGAUUAUAAUGCUGCUAAAAGUUUAGCAACAAGUGAUGAUAGUGAUGUACUAAUGGAUUGUAUUGAUGAACGUUUUAAACAUUUGCCUAAAAACGCUACUGUUCAUAUAGAUAGCAAUAUUUUAAAAGCUUUAGAAUCCUCGGAACUUUUAGGUCUAAAGAAAUGGCCAAAAUCUUUUCAAAAUACAACAACAACUAAUGAUAGUUAUAGUUCUUCUUCAGUAAAAGAAACUAAAAACUCUUUAGUUGCCGAAGUUAAUGAGGAAAAUCUUUAUACAAACGAGAAAACUACAGAAAAUGAGGCAGAAAGCAAGACGGAGGAGUUUUUGAAUGAAUGCACUUCACAGCCUUUGGAUUUCGACAACGAUUCACUAAAUAUGUCUGUAACAAAAUAUGAACCUUUAGCAACUGUAACAAAUCCAAUUGAAUUUGAAGUCAAUACCAAUUCCUCAAGUAUUUCCCAUUCUUUUGAAACUCCUGAGAGUAAUAACGUCUUUAAAGGAGAAUCUGUAUUUCAGUUGAAUAAGGAUCAUACCAAAAAUAACCAAAUCUUAAAUUUUCAAGUUCCUAGCGGCAGUACUCUCACCAAAGGUGGCAAAUUUAUAAAUAUAUCAAAGCUUUCGCAAGCCUCCUGUUCUCGUCUAGACUUCAAACCUUCAAGCCAUUUAAAACAAAUUGAAAUUGUGGAAAAUAACUUUAAAACUUUACAACAAACUAAAAAUAUAACAUCUCCUAAGGACAAUACAAUGGAAAUUUCUAAAAUGCCAAAUACAAAUGAAGAAAAUAAUACAAAAUCCUGGAAAGUAAUCAAAAUAAGUUCAAGACCUGUUAAACUAAGAAAUAUUUGUAAUUUAAACAACUUAACAGCACAAAAAGAGACCUUAAACUCCCAGAUUGCAGCUGCAAAGCUCAAUAACUUAAACAACUUUUCAAACAAAGUUCUUCCAGAUCAACAACAUAUAACAAUUUCUCCUAAUAACGCUAACAAAUCCAACAAUUUAAGGGUUUCCCAAGUGCCUAGAAAUGCUAACAAACGCUCAGCACAAUCCUUAUUAAAAUCUCCUACAAAAGCCCAUCAAAACAACACUUUAACUCUAGCAAAUCCCACUAAAAACUCCACAAACUUAUCCAACAAACCUUUAAUAACAAACAUAGAAAUCUUGCCGCCUCUUAACACUGUCCAAACUUUAUCCAACCCCGCACCAGUAACUUUAAUAAAACCUCCAGUCCAUUAUAAAUACCAAUGUCCCCACUGCUAUAAGUAUUUCAAACAAAAAUCUCCUUUAACAAAACAUUUGCGCACUCAUACCGGCGAAAAACCCUACAAAUGCAACCUAUGUCCCAAAUCCUAUGCCGAUGCCUCCAACUAUAAGAAACAUAAAAUUUUACAUAAAAAUGCUGCCGAAGCUUUAAAUAUCAGCCGUUCCAAUGCUUAUGCUGUACACAAUUCUCCUGCCUAUUCUACCGUCUCCGAUCCUGAUCCCGAUGGUAUAGAAAUAAUGCAAACCAUAAAAAAGUUCGAAAGUACUACAGCUAAAGAAGAGGAUGAUGAUGACGACGACGAUGAUGCUUCUUUAAGUUCUUCAACCAUGGAAUCUUAUAUGUGGCAAGAUGCUUUGGAAAAUGUUUUAAAUAAUGAGGAAAUAAUGGAAAAUAUUAAAAAGAAUUUGGCUGGUAUUAAUAAUGCUAUUAUGCCGAAAAGUAUACAACAAAUAGCUACAAAAAAGCAGACAAAUCUUUGUGAUAUAAAUAGUUUUUCUAGUGAGGAUCCGGAUUAAAGUGAAUCUUGGAUUUUUUUCUAAAAUAGUUUUAGAGAAUUUUUAAUUUAUUUUGUUGUUUUUAAGGAAAAUUGAAAUAAACUUUUUUGUUGGAAAGCUA